AUUUGUAUGCCAAUUGAGAAAAUUCCAUGGUCUGGACCAAAAAUAAUAAAUAAUUUUUCUCACUUAUAUCAAUAAAAGAAAUUGCUCAUGGAAAAUGUUUUUAUUACUACGUUAUUAGCAUUCAAUUUUUAGUCCCUCUGACUGACCACCAUCUAACAAUAAAAAAUUACUUUAAUUUGUUUUAUGUAUAUACUAUUUCUACAAUCGGCUGCAAAACUCUUGGUUUGUAUAAACUAAUGUAUCAAUUGAUGAAUAAUGAUUAUGAUAAUUAAUGCGGUAUGAUUGAGGUGAGGCAAUGAAAAUUGUGUGAGUGUUUUACACUAGAUUCUAUCAUUACUUUAUUAUCUUUAUUCUGCUUCAAACAUUUACAAGUUGCAUUAUUGGUGUUUGCAGUUGAGAAAGAGGCAGAAGGAUGUUCAGUGGAGAGUGAACCGGAGAUGUGGCCUUCAAACUGCAGCACAUCUGAAACUGCCAAUGCAACAGAAGUGGGUGGACUGAAUGCACAUUCAAUCUCUCCCAUGGAAGAGUGCACUGAGCCAUCUGUGGCUGGCAAAAAGAUCAAGCUCUACAGCUGUGCUGACUGCAGCUAUAAAACUCCAUCGAUCACUCAUUGGAAGAGACACAUGAGAAAACACACUGGGGAAAAGCAUUUCAGCUGCAAGUAUUGUGACUAUAAAUGUACUCAAUCUGGUAAUUUGAAGGAACAUAUCAGAACACAUACAGGAGAAAGGCCUUUCAGCUGCGAGUAUUGUGACUAUAAAUGUGCUCUAUCAAGUAAUUUGACGAGACAUAUCAGAACACAUACAGGAGAAACACCUUUCAGCUGCAAGUAUUGUGACUAUAAAUGUACUCAAUCAGGUGCUUUGAAGGAACAUAUCAGAACACAUACAGGAGAAAGACCUUUUAGCUGCGAGUAUUGUGACUAUAAAUGUGCUCGAUCAAGUGCUUUGAAAUCACAUAUCAGAACACAUACAGGAGAAACACCUUUGAGCUGCGAGUUUUGUGACUAUAAAUGUGCUCGAUCAAGUGCUUUGAAGGAACAUAUCAGAACACAUACAGGAGAAACACCUUUCAGCUGCGAGUAUUGUGACUAUAAAUGUGCUCUAUCAAGUAAUUUGACGAGACAUAUCAGAACACAUACAGGAGAAACACCUUUCAGCUGCAAGUAUUGUGACUAUAAAUGUGCUGGAUCAAGUAAUUUGAAAAGACAUGUAAGAACACAUAAAGGAGAAACAACUACUAGCUGAAAAUUUGUGACUUUACAUGUGCUCAUUCAAAUUCAUUUUACUGUGUUUCUCAGUAAGGUGGUCACUAAUAACAGGACAAGUGUGUUGAACAUGUGUGUACACACAAAUGUCGUCCAUACAUUGUUUUUUCAUCACAGCUAAAGGCUUCAAACAACAUUUUUUGAGGUUCUGAGUAAGUAUCGGCUCACACCUCCCCCCUCCUCUAUUCAAAUUGCCAGGGUUGCCCUGGGCUGGCGUCUGUGGAGGGGCGGAGUGGGGGAUGCUGCUCACAGUGUGGUGUGUGCCGGCGGGUGGUUGGGGACGGCUGGGCUCCUCGCGGUGUUGGGUGUCCUCCACAUACACCACGGUUGUCAUCUCACAACACUGAAAUUCUCUCCUUUCUGAGAGGUGAUAGGCCAUGCUUUGGCACUACCUGGAGGGAGGGGAGUCGCUAGGAGUGGUGGGAGAGUAGUGGCAGUCAUCACCGUCGUUGUAGUGCAUGGCAACAGGUCAAAACUUGUCAGAAAUGGUCUCCUAGUGUCUUCCAGACGAGCCUUUGUCACUGACUCCGGUCUGCCUCCAGAUCAAGUGGUGUUCGGUUCGUCCUCUUAGUGACCCCUACCGGUCACCUGACCUGUUUUUUUUAGAUAAAUGAAAACUUAAACUCAAAUAGUGCAGCAAAGAAAAAUUGCAUGGUUGCCUGUAAAGUCGGUAUACGGGCGAAAGUUUUACGUGACAACGACUUUGAGUGGUAAAAUAAUUUUAAUGUGAAUAUUCAUUCGUAUAGUAGGAAGAAGGAUGAAAUAAUAACUCACAAUGAGAGUGAGUGAGAGGCACGCGUUCCUUCCACUCGGGCAUGGUUAGCCCGCGCCCACCUAAGAGCGAGAGAGAGACAACCAUUGACUUGACAUUUUGAAUUAGUGGCGCAGUCGCAGGAGAUUGCUUGCGGCGCCUGCGCAGGUUGACUGCUCCGUUUCACUCUCUCUCCAGGUGAAUGCUUCGGGUUGCUGGGCUUGCUGCUGCGAGCGUUGCUCGCCACUGCUCCUAUUCGUGCUCUUUCCAGACGACCGUGAACCGAAACGAACGCUCUCACUCGCUCUCAUUGUGAGCGCAUAACGUGGAAACGUAAAGCAUGUUUCUUGAAGUGUCUCCCGGCAAACCAAUUUAUAAGACAUUGUCACGUCAAAAAUAAGCAAUAUAAAUUUGGAGAUGCAGAAACCUAACCUCAACAAAUUUUGCUGGAAGCCUUUUGCUGUAAUGACACAACAAUCUAUGACAAUAUGUGUAUCAUGCAUGUCUCACCAUUAGUGGCCAGCCUUAAGAAAUCAACCUCGCACUUUCCAUUACUUGCUCACAAUCAUUACCUGCUCACAUGGUCAUCAUCCACAAUAAAAUUAUCAAGUCAUUUGAUAAAAUAGUAUCAUGUUGAUAUUUUUCCUCACCAUCAACUCAACGUCAUGCAGCUUGAUCCUCUGCUUCUCCCUCAUUAGCUCUCCUUUAGUGAGGUCCACGCUAUAAUGACAGUAUUUGAUUAACAUUGGAUUUGCUUUCCUUGUCUAUCAUACUUCAUAGCAGAAAGCUCUAUCCUUUUCUAGUUCUGCAACAUUUCCAGAUACUUUUCCAACCAUGUAGAAUUAUACUCAACAAAACAUUCAAUCUCAAUAAUUAUGAAAAUUUAGUAUUUAAUCUUUGGCAAAUAUAUUUUCAUGAGGAAUAAAAUAUAAUCGAUCACUCUAAACAAUAUUUUCCUGUUAAUAUUACAUCAGAUAUAUCAUUAGCAGAUAUCCUCCAUAGAAGACAGUGACAAGGCAGAGAAUUGGCAAUUAUCUUUCUCCACUGCCAUUAUAACAUGAACCUCACUAUAGUCAUAGUCAGCCUUAACCUGGCUUCACCAUCCUUGCCGAGGUCUAGAAACACUUGUGGAGCUCUCACUUCCAGUAGAUUUCUGAAUAUGAUAGUGUCUUUGGUGAAACCCUGCUCCAUGCUAUAGAGAUGAAUUCUCUUAAUUUAAGAAAUUAGUCUUGAUUUACUGGGUAAUGAGUAGGU
Molecule: messenger RNA, 3272 nt
Organism: Nilaparvata lugens (brown planthopper)
Lineage: Eukaryota; Metazoa; Arthropoda; Insecta; Hemiptera; Delphacidae
Product: gastrula zinc finger protein XlCGF71.1
Exons: 1
Coding region: 438-1247 (269 amino acids)
Biological process (GO): regulation of transcription by RNA polymerase II
Molecular function (GO): DNA-binding transcription factor activity, RNA polymerase II-specific; RNA polymerase II cis-regulatory region sequence-specific DNA binding
Source: RefSeq, a predicted model, not a curated record